Molecule: messenger RNA, 3073 nt
Organism: Nomia melanderi (Alkali bee)
Lineage: Eukaryota; Metazoa; Arthropoda; Insecta; Hymenoptera; Halictidae
Gene: TBC1D23
Product: TBC1 domain family member 23
Biological process (GO): retrograde transport, endosome to Golgi
Cellular component (GO): trans-Golgi network
Source: RefSeq, a predicted model, not a curated record
CGGCCCAAGAACGUUACAAGAACAUGACUUCCUAUCUGCAAUGCGAGAUUCUAUGGCAAGAAUCACACAGCGCUGUCCCUCUCUAUUUUCUUAGCAAUCGAUUCAUUUGAACUUUCGACUUCUGAUUUGACAAGAUUUCGUCGAGUUUUAUGCUAAUAAUGACGUCAAUAUAAAAAGGAAAUGAUAUGAAGAAUAUUCAUAAAUUGAAAGAAGACGAUAGAAGUUGGGAAACGUACCUACGCACCUCUUACAUACGUGAGCAGAGGUUUGUCUCGGGUAAUAUCUAUAGAUUAACGGACUUCAAAGUGAACGGAAACCACGAGAAAUGUCGUAAGAACGACGAUAUCUUUCGAAGAAUGCUAAGCAAUUUGGAAGAUUCGUUCCGUUGUAGGAAAUUGUAAUUUACAUGUAACGUUCGUUAUUUAAUACACAUCUCGAUAAGAGUGUGACGUUUACCAAAAUGGCACUACAGGAAGAUGAAAACACCUGGGUUUUGGAACUAGAAGCAGCUUUGCUUGAUACGGAGGCACCAUCAGCAUCUGAUAUAUAUGCGAUUUGUAAGGGACAGGCAGUACCUACAAAUUUAAGGCCAGACGUGUGGCAAGCUUGCUUAGAUGUUAUUGAUCGUGGCAAUCAAUUGAGUCACUUUAAUGAAGUCUUCGAUUUACCUGAACAAAAUAUUAUUCGAGACGAUUGCGAACAAUUGGUUGCAAAGUUGGGAAACGACGAUGAGGAUAAAGUAUCUGUUGUUUCUGAUUUAGAGUCUAUUUUAACAUUUUAUUGUAAAAGUAAAGUGAAACAAUAUAAAAGAGGAAAUGGAUGGCUAGAGUUGUUAGGCCCUUUAAUAGCUUUAAAACUUCCUCGCAGUGCAACAUAUAAUUUAUUUGAGGCUAUAAUAGACAUUUAUAUUCCUAGAGGUGAAACCUAUAGUUCUGUAUUAAGAUUAUUAUUACUUUAUCACGAACCAGAAUUAUGUUCUUUCUUAGACACGAAAAGAGUCUCACCAGAUCAAUAUACGAAAGGAUGGGUAACUACUCUUUUCGCUGGUGUCUGUUCACUACCAGCUGUUUGUACAAUGUGGGAUUUAUAUUUCAUGCAGGCUGAUCCAUUUUUCAUGUUAUUUCUUUCGCUCAUUAUGGUCAUAAACGCUAGGGAGCAAAUUUUAAGUAUGAAAGACAACGAUAAGCAAAGCAUAAUAGAUGCAAUAGCUGCUAUGCCUUGUGCUCUAGAAGCGGAGGAUGUAACAGAUUUUUGCUCUUUGGCACAAUAUUACGCGAUGAAAACGCCAGCCUCUUUUAAACAGGAUUUAUAUCCUAUUAUGUUUGGUGAAGGUUUUGAUGAGAAAUAUAUAUCGCACGCGCUAUGCUUGCCUGUAUCAGCUCAAGAAUUAGUUGAAAAUUCUAUUGAAAGUCCGUCCGUACCUAACACCUCUGUUGAAUCAGUUAGAUUUUUUUUAGUCGACUGCAGACCUGCCGAGCAAUACAAUGCAGGACACUUGCCGACUGCGUUUCACUUAGAUUGUAAUUUGAUGUUACAAGAACCAGCUGCAUUCGCCACAGCAGUGCAAGGAUUGUUGCAGGCACAACGACAAGCACUAGCUGUUGGAUCGCAAGCAGGUGGUGAACACCUUUGUUUCUUAGGAAGUGGCAGGCAAGAAGAAGAUCGUUACACUCACAUGGUAGUCGCAUCUUUUUUGCAGAAGCACACUCAGUAUGUUAGCAUGGUUACAUCAGGAUAUCAAGCCAUACACGAAUACUUUGGUGAUGAAGUUGUUUCUAGUCUCGUCGAUCACAAUUCGCAGCACUGUUUAGUUUGCAACACCAAUUUAUCCGAAACGAAUUCUAACGAAACAAGUCCUGCCAAAGUCAAGAAUAACAAUUCUGACUUCUUCGGGAAGAUAAAGAAAGUGAAAGGGAAGUUGUUCGAUUAUAUUGUUAAUCCAUCAGCAAGUGUUCAUAAUAACAUGGAAAAUAGGAAUGGUAAAGACCCAGAGUAUACUAAGCGGCAAAAAAAGACGGCUCCUGUAUUCAGCAUAGACGAUGACCAGGAAUCAGAUAUGGUAAUGACAAACCAUGAAAGCGAAGAACCUGUCGAAGUGGUGUCCAUUCAACAAUGGAUGAAAGAUCCAAAAUUAUUACAUUCCUUUAAAUGCCAAGAAGUGAAAGUGAAUAGAGAUCUCUGUGAUAGUAUACUUUUGGUUACUGACACUCAUCUUAUUGUACUCCGGGAAAUACCAGAACGAAAAGGCGCAGCGCAUGUAAUUGUCAAGCGUCCGUUGACAAGUAUUGUUAAGAUAACGUCUAGAAAGCGAAACUCGGAUUUGAUCACGUUUAAGUACGGUACAACGCAGUACAAUGAUACGGUCAUUUCGGACAUGGAUAAAUUUCUUAUUCCUUAUGCGACCGAGGCUACUAAAUUGAUCACGGAACAGAUCCUGAAACAAUUGGAAACAAACAAUUAAUGUUUAAGAAUUUUAUAACAGUCAUGCACGUUGAUUUAAAUACAAUAUGUACAGAUAAGAUCCGAUUUAUUUUGAAAAGAGAUGUUUUUCACCGAUCAAUGUGAGAACGAAGAAAUUCUUUUAUUCAUUUAACCGAUCACGAUGUUCUUAAUUAAAUGGUACUAUAUACACAACGUGUCACAUUAAUGUAUUUAAUAAUGAAAGUCUGUAGAGAAAGAUUUUAACUCGAGCGUGUCAUACAUAGAACUCAUUAAUACGGUGUCAUCAAUGAUAAUACGGCCAAAUAUGAUUUACAAAUGGUUCACGAGAUUCCGUUGAUUGUAUUGAGUCAUUGUUUACACGAAUUAACGCUUAUAGAUUUUCAUAUAUUUUUUUAAAAGAUUUUUAAAAACAUACGACUUCAACGGGAUUGCAUUUGUCGCAUUUUUUUUUGUUAUAACAACAUUCAAAUGAACGUUGAUCAUUUUGAAUUUAGUUUUUAUUUCAUACGUGGCUGAACGGUGGCCUUAUUACAAAAAGAAUGGAAUGGCUAGCGAACUCUGCAAAUUGUUCAUUGUUAUGAAUAUAUAGAAUGGAAUAUAAUGUAAUUGUGCCAUGAACUAAGAAUAUUGU